UAGAAGUAGUUUUUUUGCGAAGUUUGGUUAAUAAGAACGAUGUUUUUGUUGACGCAAAGUCGGCAAAGAGCAUUACGAAUACGAUUUAAUGUUAUGAAAUACCGUUACAGUAAUAAAGGCAUGAAAUGGACUACAUCACGGCUGUCACCACUUGCGAUUCAGCGAAGGAUCUCUACGCUGUUCUCGAUAAACUGUUAUCCGAAGGACCGGAGUCCGUACGAGAACGGGACUAUGCUCUAGUCCUGCAAGAAGCACUGGAAAAGUUAUCGAGUUUCGCUUGUGGUCUCAGCGAUUUCAUCCCUCAUCUGAAGCAUUUGCUGCGACUGGCGGACACCCAGGAUUCUCUGCGCUUGUUAAUAAGCCUUCUAAGAAACGGAUCACGCACGGUAAUUUUUGACGUUUUGAACCUCCUUGAGUAUCACGUGCUCCAUGUUCUGCCGACAUUUAUAUCCCUCGGAAUUCUGUCAAACGAAGCAGACGACUGGGCUGACGUUAUUAAAUUACUGGGAUCGCUUCCGGACCGCGUGACGCCAUAUAUGUUGAUAGAUUAUAGGGAAGUGUUAUCCGGGAAGAAAUUUUUCGACCACGUUUGCUGCUCAGUGCUAAACGGAUUGCAUCGAAAGCAUUUGGCGCUCAGCGAAAACCGCAGUGUUUCCUUGCAUUUCUAUGGUAGCUUGGUGGGAAAAUUCUGUCUGAUUGGGCAAGAAAAGGCAGUCGUCCGAUCGCUUAUUCUUCCCGCGUUGCAGAAAUGUGAAGCAAAUUUUGUCUGGCGUAGAUUGUUACAGACCCUUUUUAAACAUAUUCCUCAUCGAGCGCAUGAGCCUUUGAUUGUUGAGCUGUUGAGUGCUGUGGAAGAUGGUCGGCAAAUGGUUUUCGUAGUUGGCUACGAUAUUUCGGAACCGCAGCUCAGCCGGCUUCUGACAAAGACAAUAUUCUUUAAUAAGUACUUUCCUCCGCCGAAAGAUGUUCAUAUUUUUCGGGCAGUGCUUCAGCUUUUCUGGGCCUUGAAUCAGGAUCGCAGUGCAUUUAAAGAGGUACUCAUUUCCCUGGCUGGCGCAUGGGGAAACAGCUGCGCGCACCGCUUUUUAGCCGUGGAAUAUGAAAUGUCACUGACAAAGGCAUUGAUAUUGGCUGCUGGUGUUUUGCGAGAAUGUUUACCUUGUGAUGCGGAACUCAAACAGAAGGUGCUUGUGGCUGUGCUACCCGGAGUUGAAAAGCGUUUGAAGUCCACAGAUUCCCGGACAAGACGAAGUGGAAUGGUUGUGGGAGAGAUCGUGACCAAACUGGUCGACAUAACGCCGGAAGCAGCUUUGAAAUUUGAGUAUGUGGACUCCGACGAUACAAAAUAUUUGAAAUCCCUGAUGGAAUGUCGUGCUGUUGAAUCGGUGGGGUUUCCUGGCUCAAAACAACCAGUUUGGACGAUUAAGACUAUUGAUGAAGAAAACGCUCCAGUGGCGGAGCCAGUUACUCAAGGCGCAGUCAAGCCACUCGAGGAUCCUCUUUCCGAAGCAGUUGACAGCGAUGACGAUCUUGUUCCAUACAGCAAUACUGUUUCGCGAACUUCAGUCAAAACAAAGUUGUCUCUCGGUAGACCACAGUACCUGCAAGAUUGCUAUGAUGGCCUGAUAAAUAAAGAGGAUCCUGCGAGGCGAAAAGUGUGUUUGGAAUCUCUUGCGGGACUUUUGGAAAAGCAGAAAGACACCGCUGAGUUUAUGGUGGACAAUUUCUUGCAAGUGCUUUAUUCCAUUGAACUGGAGGGUUCUCUGGCUGACUGUUCAGCUGAUCGAAGUACUGCGCUAAUCAGAAUCGCACUUGAUCAUCCGAAAAUAAGUGGAUGUUUUUAUGGAAAGGAAGUCAGAAUGAAUAACUACGGCCUGGGCGCUCGGCUGGAAAUGCUUCAGGUUAUCCGAGCGGCAGCAAAUGAGCUUAGCCAUUCAGUUGGUGACGUUACUGCUAUCGAAACGGGAACACCUUUGGAGAGUACUGUCGAUGGCAAAACUCGACGUUUUGCAUCGGCUACCAAAAUAUCCCAUGGAAUGAAACACCGUUUUGUGAACUUUGCUCGCUUUUAUAUUAUGCCGCUAAUAAGUACGGGCUAUACUCCAAGGACACCGGUGUUUUUACUACAACAAGAAGAUGCGAUGCUGCUAAGUCACCUGGUGCAAACUCUGACGCUUCUUAUGCACUAUGCCGAAAAGUUGCCGGAGACUCCAGGUCUUUGUUUGCGCGUCAUUGAGUAUGUGUGGGAUUUAAAAGACCACCAUGAUCCGGCUGUCAAACAGGCCGUUCUGGUGUGUCUUGCUGUGUGUGUGCAAGCAGUGCCUUUGGAUUUUACGUCUGCAAACAAAGAUUUCGGAUUCAUUGACCAGCUUAGACAAUACCUUUCAGAUGUGAAAUCCUUUGAUCCCAAUUCGAAGUGCGCGGAACUGGCUUCUCAAGUUCAAAAAAUGUUGGAUCAUACUAUUAGCAGUAAAAUAAUACUUUUUUCGGGACCAAAACAGUCUUUCUCUGCUUUGGAUAUAAAUCGACGGGACUGGAAGCCUGUAACUCUGGAAGACGUAAAAAGGAUAUCAUCGUUGUCUAAUUAUUCAACCUUUUGGCGAAGCUGAAAAAUGAUCGGCUUUCAUCAGUUUAGCAUUCUCUUGUGAUUUAUAAAUAUUGGCAUUAAAUUGUGAUAUAUUUUGGAGAACGGAAAGUCGAUGCCAUAGAAGGUGCUUUGGACAAUAAAUCU
Molecule: messenger RNA, 2731 nt
Organism: Paramacrobiotus metropolitanus
Lineage: Eukaryota; Metazoa; Tardigrada; Eutardigrada; Parachela; Macrobiotidae
Product: telomere length regulation protein TEL2 homolog
Exons: 13
Coding region: 126-2609 (827 amino acids)
Biological process (GO): protein stabilization; telomere maintenance via telomerase
Cellular component (GO): cytosol
Molecular function (GO): telomeric repeat DNA binding; Hsp90 protein binding
Source: RefSeq, a predicted model, not a curated record